CAGGUACUUGUAAAACUCCAUUGUCUUGUCUCAGUUUUCUUCGUCUCUAAUCGAACUCUUUUUUUUUUUUUCCCAAAUAUUUCUACAUUUUUAUUGAUUUCUAUCAUCUCAUGCUUCCCAUAAUUCACCGCAGUUUCUUCUUGCUUUUAUAUCACAUCAAAAAAUUUUAGUGUAAAUUGAGUUUCAGACGUUGAAGAUGCACUCUAAAACUCUAAGCCUGGCUUUAGGAUUCACCCUUUUCCCAACCCUAAAACCCCCUCACAAAACCCUUUUCUUCCACCAAAUCCUCGUCUUAAUCCUCACUUUCUUAGCCUACGCCUCUUUUCACGCUUCUCGGAAACCCCCCAGCAUCGUAAAAAGCAUCCUGGGACCCACAAUUGAAUCAAAUUCAAGCUCUAAUGACACCGGAUGGGCCCCGUUUAACGGGUCGGAAGGAACUCGCCGGCUUGGAGAGCUUGAUCUUGCAUUUUUAUUAUCAUAUGCCAUAGGCAUGUUUUUUGCUGGACAUGUAGGUGAUAGGAUUGAUUUAAGGCUUUUUCUUGUGUUUGGAAUGAUGGGCAGUGGCAUUUUUACGAUAAUUUUCGGGCUUGGUUACUGGUUUGAUGUUCAUUUGUUUAGUUAUUUUAUGGGUGUUCAAGUUGUUUGUGGGGUUUUUCAAUCCAUAGGUUGGCCUUGUGUGGUUGCGGUUGUGGGGAAUUGGUUUGGGAAAGAGAAGAGAGGGUUGAUUAUGGGGGUUUGGACUUCAAAUAUGUCUGUUGGGAACAUUAUUGGUUCUGUUGUGGCUUCUGGGGUUUUGGAGUUUGGUUGGGGUUGGUCCUUUUUGGUGCCUGGGGUUUUCGUUAUUGUAGUUGGUGUUUUGGUUUUUUGUUUUUUAGUUGCGAGUCCUGAUGAAUUGGGGUUCGCAAUCAUGGCGCCUGGGAAGGAGAUUGAGAUGAAUGUGGAGGGAGAAAAUGAGGGGAAUUUAGAAAAAGUUGAGUCAGAGGAAGCAGUGCUGCUUGAGAAUGAGGAUUCGGAUUCCUUGGCUGCCAUUGGAUUCUUAGAGGCAUGGAGGUUGCCAGGUGUGGCACCAUUUGCUUUCUGCCUGUUCUUCUCGAAGUUGGUGGCUUACACAUUUCUGUAUUGGUUACCCUUCUACAUAAGGCACACAGAUGUUGCGGGAGUGCAUUUGUCGCAUAAAACUGCUGGGAUCCUCUCUACAAUAUUCGACAUUGGAGGGGUCUUUGGUGGGGUAAUGGCAGGUUUCAUUUCGGAUGUCAUUGAAGCUCGUGCAGUUACUUCAGUUACUUUCUUAUUACUAUCAAUUCCAGCACUCAUUUUUUACCGGAUUUAUGGAAGUGUCUCUAUUGUUACCAAUAUUGCCUUGAUGUUUCUCUCUGGUUUGCUAGUGAAUGGCCCUUAUUCACUGAUUACAACCGCAGUUGCUGCUGAUCUUGGUACCCAGGACUUGAUUAAAGGAAACUCCCGUGCAUUAGCAACCGUGACUGCAAUCAUAGAUGGUACUGGCUCCGUUGGGGCAGCUCUUGGGCCCCUUUUGGCUGGGUAUAUAUCCACUAGGGGUUGGAAUAGUGUAUUCCUUAUGCUUAUUGUUGCUAUGUUGUUUGCAAGUUUAUUCUUGAUUCGUGUUGCAAGAAUUGAGAUUGGAAGGACGGUAAAUGAAGGGAAAGGGCUUUGGAGUAGUGUGACCACAAGUUGACACUGUUGCUCAAGGCAUCACUGUUUUUGUCUUUGGUACUUAUAGAAUAGGAUCUCAUUAGGAUGCAGCAUGUGACGUAAAAGUUUUCUGUUCAUUAUACCUAUAUCUUCUAUUGUAUUUCAUUCUUUUAUACACAAUAUCUUCAAUUCACUUAUACAUGUACAACAAUUUUUUUGUAUCAGAAUGAGCUUUACUCCUCUUUUUAUCUA
Molecule: messenger RNA, 1902 nt
Organism: Durio zibethinus
Lineage: Eukaryota; Viridiplantae; Streptophyta; Magnoliopsida; Malvales; Malvaceae
Product: putative glycerol-3-phosphate transporter 5
Biological process (GO): transmembrane transport
Cellular component (GO): endoplasmic reticulum membrane
Molecular function (GO): transmembrane transporter activity
Source: RefSeq, a predicted model, not a curated record